AUGGAAGACGCUUCUGGAUCCGGCUGGUGCGUGAACUGUGGGAACAGAUCGGACUGGGAGGAAUGGGACGACUGGGAAGACCUGUCUCUCUUCGACGACACCGUGCUCGUGGUGGUCACGACGCUGUGUGUCCCGCUGCUGCUGCUCGGCCUUCUGGGAAACGCCCUGACGAUCCUGGUGGUGUGGCGACGCCCACAGAUGCGGAGCACCACGUACCUGUACCUGAGCAGCAUGGCCCUGUCGGACGUCCUGAUCCUGCUCCUGAUGCCGCUCGACCUCUAUAAGUUGUGGCGGUUUCGUCCGUGGCUCCUGGGCGACGCCGUGUGCAAACUCUCGGUGUUUGUGGGCGAGUGUUGCACCUUCUCCUCCAUCCUCCACAUGACGGCUCUGGGGGCGGAGCGAUACCUAGCCGUGUGUUUCCCUCUCCGCGCGCGCAUGCUGGUCACCCGGGGGCGUGUGCGCGUGCUGAUCGCGGGGCUGUGGGCCGUGGCGUCGCUCAGUGCCGGGCCCGCGCUGGCUCUGGUCGGGGUGGAGCGGUUCGAGGGGGGAGCCAGUGAGUGUCGAUGCACACAGUUCGCUCAGACCUCAGGGCUCCUCAAAGCCAUGCUGUGGCUCUCCAACCUCUACUUCAUUUGCCCGCUCGCGGUCCUGUCUCUCCUGUACGGCCUGAUCGCCCGCCGCCUGCACCUGCGCGCACACCUGCACCGGGACAAAACACACCGCCAGACCCUGCGGAUGAUGGUGGUGAUCGUGCUGGUGUUCAUCUCCUGUUGGCUGCCGUUCCACGUGAGUCGCACGCUGUUUUCGGUGUCGGACUCCAGCGUUAGCUUGUAUUACAUCAGUCAGUACUUUAAUCUGGUGUCUUUAGUGCUGUUUUAUGUCAGUGCUGCUGUGAAUCCUCUGCUGUAUAACCUCAUGUCCGCUCGCUACCGUGCUAAUGUCCUCGCCAUGCUGCGGCUGACGGAGGGCCCCACGGACGAGCUGCGCCACAGGGCCCGCACCUCCCCGCUCACCGCCUCUCACUCCAGCACACACUUCUGACCGCGGUGUGUGAGGCUUCAAACGAACUCUACACGAGGGUCAUUACCAGCACAGGAACACAAGAGCGCAC
This is a messenger RNA of Rhinichthys klamathensis goyatoka, 1111 nucleotides long. Its product is annotated as growth hormone secretagogue receptor type 1-like. Gene Ontology annotation, cellular component: plasma membrane. NCBI's taxonomy places the organism in Eukaryota, Metazoa, Chordata, Actinopteri, Cypriniformes, Leuciscidae. The transcript is spliced from 3 exons. Bases 1 to 1041 code for a protein of 346 amino acids. Gene Ontology annotation, biological process: hormone-mediated signaling pathway; G protein-coupled receptor signaling pathway. The record is from RefSeq and is a predicted model, not a curated record. Gene Ontology annotation, molecular function: growth hormone secretagogue receptor activity.